Molecule: messenger RNA, 2022 nt
Organism: Glossina fuscipes
Lineage: Eukaryota; Metazoa; Arthropoda; Insecta; Diptera; Glossinidae
Gene: mrn
Product: general transcription factor IIH subunit 4
Exons: 2
Coding region: 107-1582 (491 amino acids)
Biological process (GO): nucleotide-excision repair
Cellular component (GO): transcription factor TFIIH holo complex; transcription factor TFIIH core complex
Molecular function (GO): ATPase activator activity; double-stranded DNA binding
Source: RefSeq, a predicted model, not a curated record
AUUUUGGUUUGCGUUAAAGUGUACAUCUAACUUAAAAGUGCUUUGUUUUUUUUAAAAUAAUUUGCAAUUUUGCAAAACAGUUUCAAUUAUAUCAAAUUAAGCAAAUAUGUCCGAUCCGAAAUCAUCUCGACAUGGCUCCAGCUCACAAGCAUUCGCAUUGAUACCUAAGCCGUGCAAUUUACAGUGUAAAGAUUUUCAGGAGUAUUUGCGUACGAGGAACGCUGAUACACUGGAAAAGCUUUAUAAUUAUCCUACCAUUUGCUUGGCAGUGUAUCGUGAGCUACCGGAGAUUGCUAGACAAUUUGUUAUACGAAUUUUGUUUGUGGAACAACCAGUGCCACAGGCAGUGGUUACCUCCUGGGGAUCUCAGCAUUAUGCCAAGGAGCAAGCCGGCGCCACUAGUUGCUUAUCAGAAUUAAAUGUUUGGCGUGUUACAGCUAUACCAGGUGGUUUGUCAGCAUGGGAAUUAUGUCCUACAUUCAAAAAAAAUCUCAAGAUAGCUUUGUUGGGUGGCGGCCGUCCUUGGUCUAUGUCUCACACAAUGGAAAAAGAUUCUAAACCUCGUGAUAUAGCAUUUCUGGACCAAUACGCCAUGUCCCGCUGGCGUUGUGUAUUGUAUUAUAUGGUGGGCACCGGUGGAACAAAUAAAGGCCAAGAUAAUGAGGUUAUUAGUCCCGAUGCGGUUAUAAUUUUAUUGCAUGCCAAUCUAAUGAAGCGAGAUGAAGCAGGCAUUACCAUAACACGUCAAGGUUUCCAGUUUUUAUUACUCGACACGCAAUCCCAAGUAUGGCAUUUUAUGUUGCAAUAUUUGGAUACCUGUGAGGAAAGAGGAUUAUCAUUGCCCGAAUGUCUAAGCAUGUUGUUUCAACUUAGUUUCUCCACAUUGGGGCGUGACUACAGUUCCGAAGGAAUGAGUCCAAAAAUGCUCACUUUUCUACAGCAUUUACGUGAAUUUGGAUUAGUUUUCCAACGUAAACGUAAAGAAGGGCGUUUUUAUCCAACCCGCUUAGCUUUAAAUAUAACUAAUAAAGUGGCAAUUGCGCCAACAAUAGUUGCUGAUGAAGAAAAAGUUCAAGAAGGCGGAUAUAUAAUAGUGGAAACUAAUUAUCGCGUUUACGCUUAUACGGACUCCCCGUUGCAAGUAGCUGUUUUGGGUUUAUUCACUGAGCUACUUUAUCGGUUUCCCAAUCUUGUAGUGGGCGUAUUAACACGUGAUUCUGUACGGCAAGCGUUAAGAGGUGGUAUCACCGCUGACCAAAUUAUCAGCUAUUUAGAGCAAUAUGCUCAUCCGAGUAUGAAGUUCACGGAAUCGGCUAUCAAAUCCAAAUCGCCUUUACCACCGACUGUAGUCGAUCAAAUAAAGUUAUGGGAAUUGGAACGUAAUCGUUUCACUUAUACCGAGGGUGUAGUAUACAAUCAGUUUUUAUCACAGGCCGAUUUUGUAACAUUGCGGGAUUACGCUCAGUCGAUAGGUGUGCUCGUUUGGCAAAAUGAACGAACCCGCACUAUGGUAGUCACUAAAAAUGGUCAUGAUGAUGUUAAAAAAUAUUGGAAGAGAUAUUCGAAAAGUGGCGGUCAAUAGAUUUUGCAUCUAUAUAUAUAUCUUUGUAGUCGUCUCCAAAUGUUGAGACUAUAAUUAUUUAUUAUUACAUUUGUAAAAUGGCGAAAUAUGUAUCAGACAGCUGCUGAAGUGUAUAUACAAUUGUUGAUCAGCGUAUACCCCAAAUUGGCCACGCGCAUCCGCAUACUUGUUGUUACCACUUCCAAAGUUGCGAAAAUUGAAAUAAAGGCCAUAUAUCGAUAGUCUCGUCUUGUUUGUAGAACAAUCAGUAAAUAAACGGAAAUGAUUUGUCCAAAAUCGUGUUUGCAAUAAUUUAAAAAACGAAAAAACCAAAAAUUCACCGUCAGGGCCCAUUCAGUGUGAAAAGGAUCUAAACGAUCUAGAUUUUAUGUAUAAUUUUCUUCUGCAUAAUAGUCACUCUUAAAUCAAUUACAAACUAAAUUAUUAAAAAAAAAAAAAAA